AUGAAUAACAUCAUGCAACAAUCUCUCAUUUCAACCUCAGUCCUUCUCCUUGCAAUUACUUUCUACACCACCACCACUUUAGCCCAACUCUCACCAAUUCAACCUCCAACAACAACAGCAUCAUCACCACCCUUACCAACAACAGCAUCACCACCAUUACCGGCAACAACAGCAACAGCACCAACACCAGGACUAAACACAGUUCCACUUGUACCGACAACACCAACUGGUGCACCAUCACCCCUCAUCCCAAAAGGACCUACCAUUGACAUAAUCAACAUCCUCCAAAAAGCAAAGAGAUUCUCUGUCUUAAUCCGUCUUCUGAAAACAACACAAUUAAUCAACCAACUCAACUCACAGUUAGUAUCAUCAUCAGGUUCAGGUGGUUUAACAAUUUUUGCACCAGAAGACAGUGAUUUCUCUAAACUCAAAGCAGGGUUCUUAAACUCUCUAUCUGAUAGACAAAAAGUUGAACUCUUACAGUUUCACACUCUUGCUUCAUUCAUUUCAAUCUCAAACUUCGAUACCUUAACCAACCCUGUUCAGACACAGGCCGGUGAUGAUGCUAGGCUUCAACUUAAUGUUACUACUUACGGUGGAAACCAAGUUAGUAUGGCUACUGGAGCCGUUAAUGCUUCCGUUACCGGUACUGUUUAUACUGAUAGCAAACUUGCUAUUUAUCAGGUUGAUAAGGUUCUUCUUCCUCUCGAUCUUGUUCUUCCGGCUAAGGCUCCAGCGUUAGCCCCAGCGCCUGGUAAGGGUUUGCCUAAGGCUGGAAAAACUAACUCUUCUGCUGUAGAUGAUGGUAGCAGUGCUGGUAGCGAUGAUGGUGAUGGGAAGGUUUUGCCGGCGGAAGCAUCUAAGGCAGGGGCUGCGGUGAUGUGGGUUAACCUUGUUGUUUUUGGAAUGGCUUUGGUUGGUUGGAUUGUUCUAUAA
Lathyrus sativus (Indian pea) is the source of this 936-nucleotide messenger RNA. Lineage: Eukaryota; Viridiplantae; Streptophyta; Magnoliopsida; Fabales; Fabaceae. The record is from the annotation of a GenBank genome assembly.